AAAUGUAGCAAUGAAGAGAAUGGUUCACUUAUCUCUAUGGAAACCGAACAAGAAUGGCACUUUGUCAAGAACUUAAUCAAAAAGCGAAAAAAGACACGUUGGUUCAUUGGCUUGAAAAGAGUUAAUGGAUCUCAUACGUGGAGCUGGUUGAGUGAAAGCGUAGCUUGGGUCAACGAUAGCUCAACUGGAGCAUGGCGUUGGAGGAAAGGAGAACCAAACAAUUUUGAAACAGAAAAAUGCGGAGAGACGACGAAAAACGGAAAGUAUAACAACAUAAAGUGCCAAGGAGACAAUUAUGAUGACAAUCCAGGAUAUAUAUGUGAAAAACAAGUCAGUAAGUUCAUGAUCAUGUCGAAGCUAUGUUAACCCAAUUAAAAAUCACAGUAAGAAAAGAAAAAGUUGUAAGCGAACUUUGAUUUUGAAGCGAGUGACUCGUACUCAUAUUUUCUUCCUAGAUUGUUCCACCAUAUCCAACAAUCCAGAAAAUAAUGAUAUUUUCCUUGAGAGAACAACAAGACCUCGAUCAACCCCCCAACCGUUGGUCACAAAGACAACGUCCAUCUCAUCACUCAGAACUCAAAUGGCGUAUACUUGGAAUAAGCUGCCUUCAGAAGGUAAGAUUUACUUCGACGGAAAUUUGACAUCUAAUAUAACCCUAAUCUAUUACACAGUGCUUGACGGGUAUCGCACUUCCAAACUCCCCUCCCCUCCCUGUCCACUUUAAGAAAGUGGAAACACUAAAUAUAAAUUCUAUAUUAUAAAGAGGGGGAUGAAAGAAAGGAAAAUCCCUUUUGGCGAGUACUUUAGCCAUCCCUCUUUAUGUUUGGCAGUCGCUGUAGCCCUUAUCAUGAUAUACCGUAUAGAGAUCCCACAGUCCUUCAGAAAAUAUAAAUCAGCAAUCUGUUAAAGGAAACUUUGAUGAAUAUAUUAAAAUAAAAUUAGUUGAUUUUUUACCUUGAUCGUAUCGACAGCUCGACAGUUUUCUUAUGAACAGUUUUAAUCGUGUAUGAGUUUUCUGCUGGCGAAUUCCUUCAAUAUUUACCGUUAAAGUGGAGACUUUUGAGGUGAAAAAGUAGAAGAUUUUAUGAAAGAAAAGCAGGCAAUAUUAUUGUUGAAAGAUUGAGACUUUAAAUGAGGGUAUCAGUUUAUGUCGAAAUGGAUCAAAAAGCGCUUUGCACAUUUUAUGGAAUUAUUUGUAUAAUAAAAAUGUAAUCACAAAUUUCUCCUACGUGCGUGAUGAGCGAACCAUGGAAGUUGUUUGGACACAAUAUCACUCCAGUUUGCAAUUAAAUUGAGCAAGGCCGAAUAAACUACACCGAGCAAGUAUGAUUUACGAGGUGACAAGCGUUAUCUGAUCCCUUUUUCGUUUAACUGACCAGGAUACUCUAUUUUAGGGUGAUGUUGAAUGUUUUCCACAAUUUGUUGACAUUUUGAAUACUUACAAGGAAACAAAUGGAACGAUCGGAUAUAUCGGCGUCUGUCAUUUAUACACUCCAACUUUUUCUUUUCCUACUUAUGGCUUCUCAUUUGGUUUCGCAUUUCUUUCGGACGCGAAGUAACAUAAUUUACCACAAAUAUGAUAGAUGCUCAGGUGACUGUAAGUUGGCAUUGUUUCCGAUCCAUUCCCCAAAUCCUAAAGCAUGUUUAGAUAUUCCGGUACAAGUCACUCGUCAUUACAACAUUGUGAGCAUGUAAGUGAAAUAAAUUGAGGUAUGUAAUAGGUUCGUGGGUAGAACUGGAAGUAAUGAUUUCUACAAUCAAUUUUCUCGAUUGCCUCAGGGUCGUUUUGGAGGCCACAAACACUUAAAAGUACUCGUUUUAAAGAAUCAACAACAAAGGUGGCAAAACCCCGCCCCCAACCAACAAAUGCAGCAUUUUCUACACUGCAAAACUGACACACAUUUAAAUCCCUAACACAAGGUACAAUAUAACCAUAUUGACGUCUAUGUCUAUUAUUAUAAACGUCUAUAUGCUUCUAGUUAUUUUUAUGCAUAUCUUAAUUAAUCUCUAUUUGAUUGCUAUAUAAUUUCAUUUCCUCACUUGGAACAUACUGAUUACGGAAUACGCCUCUGGGUAAUAAAAUCCAACAUUGCUCUCUCUAUAUAACAUAGAAGUGAUGUUAUCACGAGUGACGUCUCCUUAUUCCCCAAAACCUAUUUUAUAAACCAACAAUAAAUUUUAUUAUGACAGUGUGAGGUGUACCGUAUAAUAACUUCUUCCACGAGUUGACAAGGGAAACAGAGGAUAUCGGUUUUAGAAAAAGACGAGUGUAAAAAAGCUGAAAAUCUGAAUAAAAAAGUUUCGGGCUGGAAGGAGUAGAAAUGUAACUCGUGAGUUGACAAAAUAUCUGACUUUUAAUAUUCUUUGAUCGAUCACAUUGCGUUAAAAGCAACAUUCUAUUUCACUUGGGUAUUGAAGUAUUUUUUUUAGAACCUUUUUUUUCGUUAGUGUCCAUUGAAACCUUCUAGGUUCAAUCAGCCUUCGCCUCUCAGAAAACAAUUUGAUGAAUAUUUUUCUUUUUUCUCUCGUUCAGGGACUACGUUUGAGAAUACCGUUAGUGAAUCUUCUCCGCAAAAUGGUUCAACUCGCGGGCUAAACCUGGUGUUGAUCGUCAUAGUGCUUUUAGCCAUUUUUAUCUUGGCAAUCGCAAUCGUAUUCGGAAUAUCAUUUUUUCGGCGACACCAAGGCCAUAAGAAGCAAGGCAAGUUUCUUGCAUUAUUUGCCUAUUUGCUUAUCUUUUUGUUUUUUGAAUUAUGAUAAGCCGAUUAAUUAUCGAAGCACGAAGUGGAAGUCAUUUUCUUGUCUAGCAUAGUACACUUCUUAGCUGAUGUGAAGUCUUUAGCUUCUUCACGAGACUAGUUCUGCCAUUAAAUGGUAUAUUUUUCAUGACAAAAUGCAUCGAUACAUCCUCAUUACACUCGUUCAUUAUCUAUACCCCCUCCUACAGAUUUCACUAUUCAAAAUAGCAUAAUAGAAUUUGCCACUGUCUCGCAUUUCGCAGGUUCGUUCGGUUUUAUUCAAAUGCUAUUUGAUUGUACCUUGAUCCUCUAUGUUUAAGGUGGAUUCUUCGACAAGCAUUUUAUGGUGUUUUUGGUUUUUUCGAAGACCGAAAGUGUAGAGGAGUUCCCAAAGUCAUAGACAACCAACCGAGCUCUUUUAAUACCUCCAGUUUUCUACUCAAUUUCAGUGAAUAUGUUAAAAUUUGAAUAAAUAUAUAUCAUUAACAUAUUUGCAAAAAUCUUCCCGAGAAAGUGGUAAAAGUAUCUAAGGGGGAACAAAACCCCUUACUUCCAAUUGGAAAAUAGGAUCUCGUCCCCUCCCUGUUGUGCUUUGGGAGGGGAGGGUGCGUAGAUUGUAGAUCGGAGGGUUGUUUAUACCUUAUCUUCGCUUGUUAUUAACAUGUACAUUCUUCCUUUUUUUUUUUUUUUUUUUUUUUUUUUAAACGGCGACAACGUUAUUGGUGUAUUUUAACAUGAAAACAACUUUACGGCAAGUAGUAUACAUUAAUGUUCGUUGUUUUUAAUGAAGUAAUCAAAUCUUAUUCCUCCAGAUUUUAAACGCCGAAAGUCAAGAAGUUUAUUAAUAAAUCAUCCGGAAAAUUAAGUGUCCAUCAGAAACUUGUAAAUAAUGGCAGAAAAUGUUGGCUUUGAUUUAAAGCUGCUCUGGAUCUUAAGAUUAUCACUAAAAUAAAACAGACAAAAACUGUGCAAAUGUAUCCACGAGGCUUCUCUUUCAGUGGCAGUUAUCAAGUGAUAAUAAUUAUCAUUUUUAUUGUCUAGACAAUUAUAGAUUUUUUUUCCUUCUUAACUCAUUUGUGCCGAAAAAUUGUAACCUUUUCUCUACGGAAAAUUUGAGUGUUAUCUCCAUUGGAUGCAUCCUAUUUUCUUUAAAGUGUGCAUGUGACUUACAUCCUAAAAAGUAUGUUACUUCUUUCCUGAAAUUUACGUUCGAGGGCAGAAUACGACUCUACACUCAAACAGAAGUGCAAAAAUUUGAGCUUUAUGAAUAUAUUCUAAUAUAUCUUAAUCCCGCUAAGUGAGAGAAGGUAUCAUUUUGCCUUACAGAUCACCUUCAGAUCACCUUCGCGAUCGGGUCACUUGCACUUACGAGGUACCCCCGAGUUCCGAACUGCAAUCGAUGGAUCCUGUGUUUGGCCAACAAAUACAGAGUUCCGCCGAGGUUACUGUUCACCUAACCCUUUCAAAAACCGAAUCUGGGCCGAUCACCCAUGAUCCAGCGAGCGGCUGCAAAAAAGAGUGCGAGCACUAUCACCUAGACGAGACUAAUCGUAGGUCAUGGUCAAUGAGCGAGGAAUGUUCAGAUAUUCAGGAAAAAGCACGAGAAAACACAGUGUUGGUAAGUGGUGAGAAAGGAAUACAGCAGCCACUUGCUUUGUGCGAUAAAAAAGUAGAAGGAAAAGAUUACGUAUACGCUGUUGUUCAUAAAGAAAGAAAAGGCGGAGCCAGUUCUGGAGCAAGCACUCUCAAAAAAUCAUCGGACCGCCCUCAGGAAGGAACAGGGUUACCUGUGAACCGGAGGUCCUGUGUCGAUUGUAAUGAUCGUUCUUCGCAUCCAACUGAUUCAGGACUCGACAAAAACACGGAGGCUGCAGAGAGCGAGACACCUCAGGCUGGCGGAAACAGUGAAUAUUUGUACGCAGCUGUUGACAAGACGAAAAAGAAGAAACCGCCAGAG
Molecule: messenger RNA, 4695 nt
Organism: Pocillopora meandrina
Lineage: Eukaryota; Metazoa; Cnidaria; Anthozoa; Scleractinia; Pocilloporidae
Source: the annotation of a GenBank genome assembly